AUGAAGCGGGUGGGUCUCGUUCGAUCUCACAUUUCUCGGCGCCAGGGUUCCCGACCUGCUGCUCCCGUUGAAGCUGCUUCUCAAGCUAACCCAGCUGUUUUUGACGAUGCCAAGCAAGGUAUCGUCGAGCGAACCUUGAACGCUGCUGGCAAAUGGUACUACCAAAAUAUCCAGCCAUUCGACUUCGCCAAGCACCACGAAGGUCAAACCGGUAAUCGACUCGAUCAUACGUCCGUCACUAUGGAAGCCAAUUGCACUACUAACCCACAGAGGCUGAUCCAGGAUAAGUACGCCAAGUUAUUCACGGUCGAAGGUCUUCCCGGUUCGGGCAAGGCUGAGUUUACUUCUGGCAUCGCUGCUGGAGCUGGUCUCAAGGAUAUGGGCACUGGUGAUCUCAUGUGGGAGCUCAAUCGUCUUCGGGACUUCAAAGGAGAAAACAACCUUUACAACACCUGGAAGAUGCUCUGCGACGAAGGCCAUCAUUACUUGUCCAUGCGAAGCGUUGACCUCCAGAAGUUUUACGAGAACCCAAAAGAUCACGUCCACUCUUGCAGAAUGCAGGAUCACAUGAAGCUCCAGCGACACAUUCACACUAUGGAUUGUCUCUACCACCUUCUCACUACUGCUCAGGGUACCAUCACCAACCGAACCUACCACUCUGACUACUGUUACGCUUACGCUAUGAUGAAGAUGGGAUACCUCUCCAAGAACUACUACGAAAUGCGAUACACCGUCUCUCAAGCUGCGAUCGACGGUUCUGGAACUGCAUCUGAUCUUACUCCCCAUGUCUCUUUCUUCCUCGACAUUUCCCCUGAGGAGGCUCUUGAAAAGAUCAAAGCCCGAGGAAACGAGGCUGAAAUCAAAACUAUCACUCUCGACUUCCUCAAAUAUCUCGACGAAGCGUACCGAGGAUUCUGGGCUGAGGAUAUGCAUAACAAGGGCUGCACCGUCAUGAACGUCGACCCAUCGCGAAACACCCCCGCUGACAUCGUCGACCUUCUCGAUGAGCGAGACGAUGAUGAGAUGCGACACCCUUAUUGCCGAUGGAACUACCUUGAUGAGAAGCAGCUUCCAGGUAACAACAUGUCUGCUUACUUUGGUCCUGGCAACGCUUGGAUCACCAACUUCUUGGAAAACUACGAGUCGAUGCGAUCGCCACGAUCUGACAUUCCAUUUAUUGGCCGAUUUUUCUUCCAAGGUGGAAACCACUACGAACACGUUCUUAUUCGGGACUUGUCUAAGGGACCUCACUUUUCUUACGAAAUCAACCACACAUUCCAGCCUUGGGAUGAGCUCUCCGAGUCCAACUCUUACAAGACCAACCUCUCUUGGGUCAACAAUUACAACAUCAUGCACACACUUGCCGAUCAGGGCAAAAAGUCUCCUGAAGAAACCAGAGCCGAAUGCGGUCCAAUCAAGUACCACCCAGCUUGGCGACCAAAGGAAGCCGACUGGUUCGAUCAGGGUCAUACCGACACAACUAGAAUUCUCUUCGGCUCUUACAAGCCAUUCACGAUGCUACCGGUCGAAAAGAAAACGGGACCCUACGCAAAAUGGGGAGGACAGUAUACGAUGCUAUUCAGAGGCGGUCAUCGCGCCAAUCAUCGUCGCAUACCAGAUGUUCGAAAGAUGAACUGGGACGAUCUUGGCACCAAUCGCAAGAAAAAAGACGCAUACGAUCAGUACGCCGAGGAUAGCGAUGAUGACGAAGAAGAAAAUGCUGAGACUAAAAACAGCGAUGUGAACGACGAGGUCAAUUUCGAUCUCACUCAAGAGAUGCCCUCGUUCGAUCGAAACACGCGAUACAGUCAUCCUUCCGUAGACCAGCCGUACCGCCCAUUCAGUUACCGUCGCGGUCAGAAAACAGCGAAUCACAUCCAUCGAUACUUUUCGAGAAAUAAGCGCUACGAAGUCAAAGAACUUGAGUCAGAUCAAACCAGGAUCUUCAUUCCUACAUUUCGAAAGGGAAUGAUCAUCGGCAAGCGCCAUACAACUCGCGUAGAGAUUGAAGAGCAAUUCAAUGUAUCCCUUAAAAUCGCCCAAGGAGAAUGUGAUGAUCGGAUGACGCCUGUUAUUAUCGUUGGAACUAGCGAAGAGCAGCGCAACCUUUGCAAGGAGCAUAUCGAGGGAAUCAUUAGCGGAGUGAUCCGAAAACCACGAGAUAAAGAUCUCUCAUCUGAAUCAUCUUCUUCUGAGUCUGAGAGUGAUGAAGAAGAGCUAGAAGUGGAGGAAAGACCCGACAGACCUGAUAGAACUACCACAGACUCCGACGGCGAUCGUCCAGAAGAGAGAAUGCGAAAUCGAAAACAACACGUGCGUAAAAUACUGUACAAAGAGCACAGUACAGUUCGACGACGACCAGCGGUGGACGUCGUAGACUGGCGCAAAAACCAAGGAAAUGAUCUCAAAAUAUCUUUCAUGAGCAAGAACGAAAUGGUGCGAGAGUACAAGCCUUGCCUGAGCUUUGAAGAAGCGUUCUGGAACUUUCCCUUGAUUCUCAAGCACCUGAGCGCUCAAAAGUUCGAAAAACCGUCGCCAAUUCAAUCUCAACUUUGGCCGAUUGCGCUCUCGGGGCGAGAUGCAAUUGGAAUCUCACAAACUGGCUCUGGAAAAACCCUCGCGUUUCUUGCCCCAAUGGUCGCUCAUUGUCUUUAUGGCGGUGUUCUCACUCAUCCGGAUGUUGGAUCGACGAUCGAUGAAGAACCGACAGAGGAAGAAGGUGAAACGAGCGGAACUGACCGCGAAGAAGUCGACGAACCAUUGGUUUUCAAUAUGCAAAUCCGCGAGGACUACGAGGCAGGAGAACCGAUGGGCUUGGUAAUUGCCCCCACCCGAGAACUUGCGAAUCAGAUCAAAGAACAAGUUGAUAAGGUGUUUGGAAUACUCGAAAAAACAUCCACCAGCGGAAGAAACAAUCUCAAUACUGAUUUCUUCAGUGGCAGAGACAAUAAGCGUCCGAUUACGACAAUGUUGGCGGUCGGUGGCACUGAUCGUCGUGACGAUAUCUCGCGGCUUCAGGAUGGUAGUCCACCUACGAUCGUUAUUGGAACUCCUGGUCGUUUGAAUGAUCUUUCAGAGAUGGGAGAACUCAAGCUUCACAAAUGCACCUUUGUUGUCCUCGACGAAGCGGAUAAAAUGCUCGAUCAAGGCUUCCGUGACGACAUUGCAAAGCUCGUCGAAAGGACUAACAUGCCCAAGAAGCGUCAAAUACUCAUGACAUCUGCUACGUGGCCAGUUGAGAUCCAAAAAUUCGCAAAACAGUACAUGGGAAAAGCUGUCAAAAUCAUUGUCGGCAAGAUAGAUCUUUCCUGCGUCAAGUCGGUUACUCAGAGCGUUAUCAAGGUCAACAACGAAAGUGACAAGUUCAAAGAGCUCUGUAAAUACAUCGACGAGCUGAGGAACAGCGGUGAGAAAAAUACCGAUAUUGAGAGUGACUCUGACGACGAGACGAUCGAAAUCGUUGCAGGGGGGAAUAAUCGACGAGCUGACUCUCCUGGCCCUCGAUUGGAAGGCGAAACCAGCAGCGAUGAAGAAAAUGCGCCAGCACCACCUCGGAAUGCGGAAGGUGGCGAAGGAUGGGAUGUCCCGCGCAAUGACAACGGCUGGGGAGAGCGAAAUCAAGCAGGUGGCUGGUCCGAUAAUGAGCCAGAAGAAGGCCCUGGUGCCGCCAAUGCAACUCAUGAUAACGGAGGCUGGGAAGGACGAGGAGUCAGUGGCGGCUUUGUUUCAAGAGAGGACGAGAUUAUCAAGCGAGACUGGAAGCUGAUGGUAUUCUGUGGCCGGAAAGAUACAGUUGAUCAAGUUUAUGAUAAGCUCAAGUCAACAUACAGGCGAUUUUCAAAGGUCAUUGGAGCCAUGCACGGCGAUUUCGAACAAGUUGAUCGCAAUAGAGCUUUGAAGAAGUUGAGAAACGGUCAAACUCAAGUGAUGGUUUGUACUGAUGUGGCUGCACGUGGUAUCGACGUGAAGGACAUAACACACGUGUUCUCGUACGACCUGGCUGUCAAUAUUGAUGACCAUUGUCAUAGAAUCGGUCGAACGGGACGCGCUGGAAGACACGGCAAAGCAUGCACUUUGUUCAACGUCGCUGACAACAGAGACCUGAAAAAGGCCGAUCUCUUCUGGAAACUCCUCGUUGAAUCGACAAUGGACGGCGGCGACCUUAUGCCAGUUUCAGAAUCAAGCGACACGGAUGUGCUCAAGAAGAGAACUAUCAACAAGAAAUACACCUGGCUGCAACGACUCGCUCAAAAAACAGAUUCCAAACGCGCUAUCAUGAAAGCAGCCGGCCACACGAUCACGAAAGAAAAAUUCAAGAGUAUUUUUCGCGCGCCAGAGGAUAAACUCUGCUCAUGGGAGGACUACUUUGAACUGGCUCAACAGAUUGUACUUGCGAGAGAUCCAAAAUUGGAAACUGAAAAAGCAUUUAAUCUUAUGUCUGACGAUGGAAAAAUUGGCCCAAGAGAGCUGAGAAAAGCAUUCAAGCAACUUGGCGAGACUGUCUCAGAAGAAGAAAUCGUCGCAAUGAUCGAAGAAUUCGAUCAGGAUGGCGACGGCAAAAUCGAUAUGUCGGAGUUCUUCGAGCUGAUGAUGGGCGACGAGUUCUCAUAA
Molecule: messenger RNA, 4611 nt
Organism: Oikopleura dioica
Lineage: Eukaryota; Metazoa; Chordata; Appendicularia; Copelata; Oikopleuridae
Source: the annotation of a GenBank genome assembly